This is a messenger RNA of Alligator sinensis (Chinese alligator), 1338 nucleotides long. It is a transcript of the gene ECI1, whose product is annotated as enoyl-CoA delta isomerase 1. NCBI's taxonomy places the organism in Eukaryota, Metazoa, Chordata, Crocodylia, Alligatoridae. Gene Ontology annotation, biological process: fatty acid beta-oxidation. The record is from RefSeq and is a predicted model, not a curated record. The transcript has 6 exons. Gene Ontology annotation, molecular function: enoyl-CoA hydratase activity. The annotation marks the transcript as partial. Gene Ontology annotation, cellular component: mitochondrion.
GCGCGGCGGGGCCUGGGCCUGGGAGCGGUUGGGGCUCGAGGGGCCGUGUCGGGGCCGCUGUCGGGCUGGGCUGGGCCGGGCCGAGCCUCGCGCCGGCUCUUCAGCACCCGCAACAUCCUGGUGGAGCUGGAGGAGGGCGCGGGGGUAGCUGUGAUGAAGAUGAAGAGUCCUCCUGUGAACAGCCUCUCCUUAGACUUCCUAACAGAGUUUUCAAUAAGCCUGGAGAAACUGGAGAAUGACCGAGGCUGCCGUGGAGUCAUCCUGACAUCUGCUGUCCCGAAAAUCUUCUCAGCUGGCUUGGAUAUCAAGGAGAUGUGUGGGAAGAGUGCAGAGCACUAUGCCGAGUUCUGGAGAGCUGUGCAAGAAAUGUGGCUUAAGCUAUACAAAUCCAACAUGGUGACAAUCGCCGCCAUCAAUGGAAACUGUCCUGCAGGAGGUUGUCUGAUGGCUGUGUCCUGUGACUACAGAAUCAUGGCCGAGAACCCCAAAUACAGCAUUGGACUGAAUGAAACACAACUGGGCAUUGUUGCACCUUUCUGGUUCAAGGAUACAAUGGUGAACACAAUUGGACACAGAGCUACUGAGCGUUCCCUUCAGCUGGGACUCUUGUACUCUGCAUCUGAUGCCCUUAAGAUAGGCAUAGUAGAUGAAUUGGUACCAGAGGAGAAAGUUCUGAAUGCGGCUGCUGCUACCAUGUCACAGUGGCUGGCUAUUCCUGACUAUGCCCGUCAGAUCAGCAAGUCUAUGAUGAGAAAGCCAACUCUGGAUCGCCUGCUUACCCACCGUGAAUCUGACAUUCAGAACUUUGUCAGUUUUGUCACAAAGGACUCCAUUCAGAAGUCACUUCAGAUGUACAUGGAAAGUCUAAAACAGAGGAAAGGCUGAGGAUCCAGCCUGCUGACCUGGGAGAGAGGAGACCUCUUCACAAAUCUCCCAAAAAUGCUGCAGUAGCUGAAGACAUUAAAUGAAAUAUUUUUUUUUCCAUGUAAGCCAUCAGAUUUAUACAGUCUGUCCCUUUUAGCAUUCUGUUUCUAAUUCAGUCACACUAAUGCCCUGUUGUAUGGUGCCUGAUGCCAAUGAUGCCUUUUUUCUCCCAACUUUCUGAAGAAAACAUUAAUUGUUCUGGUGAUCUGAGUAAUAAAAUUACUUGGAGUGCAAGCAAAAGCAGCUGGGGAGUUGGAGGCUGAGGUUGGAUGUCCGAGGCCACCUAGUACUUGGAUUUCCAAGUACUUGGUACUUGGAUGCCUUCUUAAAAAGGGGUGGUUUCUUUUAUCUUUUUCUUCAUCUUCAUUAUUACUUUUUAUGUGAAGAGUCAAUAAAAGGUUUUGUGAGGACAGA